AAACAAAAUCCAUAGACAUGUACUCUUCUACCUAACUAUUAGAUUAAUUUAAAAACGUUGUUCAGCAAUAUAGUCUUGUUAAGUGCUGCAAUAAUUGAAAUAGAGACGCUUGGCUAACACCAUCUAACAAACAAUGUCAAGUUCCAAAAAGAGUCUAAUACGUAAUAUAAUACACGUCGUGUGAGUAUUUCGUCUACCUAUCCACUAUGUAGAAAAUCUAAUGGUUCUUAAGCUACAUGCGCCAAUGGCUGUAAUAUAUAAAAAUACGCUGAGACCAUUUAUUCUGUAUAUUUGUAAAACGUAUAGGUUCUCUCUCUAUACAGCUCUCUUUCAUUGACUGACAGUAACCAUUUUUCAUUAGUUUAUACAUAUUGAUUUUUGUCAUAAUAAGAUUCGCAGUGGAGUAAUUAUGCGCGCCUAUUAGAAAGUACCGUUAAGUUUUAAGCGCAGUUUUAUUUUACUAUUAUUGCAUUGUGAUCAUACGUCUCAGAACUGAUUAUUUUAUAAUGGUGCAAGUUGUAAAAUUUGAGUUACCCAAAUUGACAGAAGAGAUCUAUCAUGCAUUUUCAUGAAGCUUGGCAUGAAAUUGAACACCAUAUGAGACUUCGAGGUCAGCAUUUGGACUUGUCACCUUUACGAGACGUGGCCAGAAGCUAUACGGUAAUUCGUAAGGAACUUGUAAGACUGGAAAAAGAAAUUUCAAGGCUCACCGCACAGCGUAAAAAGAAAAGAGAUGAAAUACUCGAAGCACAAAUUAAACAGUUAAGCGAAGUCCAAAAGAAUGUGAAAAAAGACUUCUACAAGAUCGACGCAAUUUGUGCUCCACUGCUACUACAAAUACCUAAUACACCCUUAUGCAAGGAUAUCAAACCCGUAGCUCGUCUUUGCCGAACCUAUGUUCCGCCGAAGGAGUUCUCAUUUAAACCUAAGAAUCACGUCGAGCUAGGUGGUAGUAAGCUUCAAUUUAUGAACCAGACGCUGUGCUACUUACUUGAAGAUCUUGCAGGAUUGGAGCAAAAAAUAUGUUCCUUAUUUGUGGAAAGCUUGGACGCAUCGGGUCGUAUUCCGGUAUCCGGAGCAGACUUCGUUCUUGACACAGUUGUGGAAGGAGCCGCUACAGGCAACAACAUUGUUGUUGAGGAGCAGGAUUCAGGAGGACACCGGAUGCACUUAACAGGAGGAAGCAGCCUUGAGGCUUUUUGUGCUCAGCUCAUGAGACGGGAGAUCUCUGUCAGCACAAUGAGGCAGUACUGCAGUGCACGAUUCUAUAGAGAAGGUAGCGUUGAAGGUGGCCUCUACACUCUUUCACAGUCAACACGGGUCACAGCAUUCACAGGUUCAAGAAAAGAGGUUCUAUCAGAUGUGGAAGACUUGCUAACAUUAUUGGCUCAGUUGUACAUGGAUCUGGAUGUACCGUUCCGUAUGCGUUUAGUUGGGCCCCCUCACCUCUCAUUCGUAGAACAGUUGCGAAUUGACCUGGACGUGUGGAGCCCUGCCGCUCGUGAGUGGAAAGUUGUAGCACAUGUGGCUUCGCAUGGACAGUUUUUAUCUAGUCGACUGCAUAUGGUGAGUGCAAAGGAGCCCAUGUUUACAAUGUUCGCUGUCUGUGCCGAUGCCCAAAGGAUUAUCGCCCUUUUACUCGAAAAUCACCAAAAUGAAGAUGGCUCCUACACGCUACCUGGGAUUUUAAGUAAUAGAUCCUUUUGAUACGUAAUCCAUGUCAUUACCGCAAAUUUUUACAGGCUAUGUAAUGGCCUGUUUUUUGCUUUCUCUAUGGAGACUGUCAACGAACCCUAGGAACGCUUCCAUCGAAAUGUUUAAAACCAUAAAUGUAUAUGUAAACAUGCGCAUUGUUUUUCGUUCGGUGUUUAGCAUAAUCGUUAUGGUCAAAGUGGUUUCAACCAGGACGUGAUUUUAAGAGAUCGUGUGUUUAGCCAGCAUAUUUAAUAUUCUGGACAAUACAUUCGUAUUAAGUGCAAAAAACAGUGCAUUUUUUUCCUUUAAUGAUAAUGUGCAAUAUACGAUGAUCUUCGUAUCACUAAAAAGAACAAUUUGUAUUACCGCAUCAAGAAUCCUUUAAUAUUUUCAUUUAGACUCACCGUCUAUUGGAAAAAAAAUAAAGUAACUGUCAACAAUUUAGAUUUAGAAUAUAAGGCGUCUCUUUGUAAUUCCAAUAACCCUCAUUCAAGUAAUGAAAAUUUUAGCCAACAGAUAUUCGGGGCGCAAACUUUACCCUAUCUGUAUUAUAUUUAACUUCCUUUUACCUCUAAAUCAUGAUUUGAAUCAUGAUUUGAAAGUUGUUAGGGGUUAAGAAUUGUAACCCUUGCAGUAAGGUCUCGUCGUGCGCUCGUGCCUCAAAAUUUCAUUACAUAAAACUGACAUCAAACUUAUACUGUGAAUUUAUGUAAGUAGGACUCUAACACAAACUUGAAUUGCUAAAUACUUGCUGUACUCGCCUAAGUUAACAUAGAAUUAAUUUGUUGCCCUAAAGUCAAUGCUACCGAUUUAACUUAAAAGAAAGGUUGGUUCGUUCGAAAGUCGGUCGCUUAAGCUGUCCACCUGCCAAAAAUAAUGUACUUGUAGCAGAUAAUAGAAAAUCUAAACCUGCUAAAAGGUACGCUAGUUUGAAUCGAAUACCUGAAUAGAAUUAACUUUGACCGACCUAAAAGUUAUUUCGUCAGCCCUCCUUUUGUGUCUUUAUUUACUUUGUAAGUUUUUCGUCUACUCAAUGUCCAAAUCCAUAGUAAAGGCUAUUCAAUUCUUCAUUGACUGAAGCUGAUAUGGUCAAAGUAAUAUUUACCAUAAUUUUAUCACGAAAAUAAAGUAGCAAACCGGUAUUUUACCAAUGGUAUCUGGCAUCAUCGCAGAUUUACCUGCUAUAUGCACUUGCUCCCAUCGUAAUUAUUAUAAGAUUAAAAUGAAUAUAAAGGUGAAGUGUGAUACUCACCAAGGUGAAAAUGAGUUUAGCAAUGCAUUAUGGAACUGGAAGAGAAACAAAAUUGAAAUAAAAAUAUAACAAAAAAUAAAGACAAUUGCUUAGGCACGCGUAAACGUUAGCAUAGAAUUUGUAUAUACUGUAGAUCUAUGCAACUUACUAACUAAACGACUACGUGGAGCGCUUGGCGAAAUAGAUCGCACACCUGAAUGGAAUUUAUAUAUUGAUAUAAGAACAAUACAUAUAUUCAUGUGCAUAGAUAUAAACGUGUAUGUAUAUAAACUUUAUUUAUAUACAAAGUUCCUAGAACUUAGAUUAAUGUAUAUAUGGUGUAUUAUGGUAUUAAUGUAUAUAGGGGCAAUAAAGCAUAUAUACUAUACGGUCAAGGAUGUAAACAAUAAACAGCGGACAGUUCGGUCCCUGUUUUGGUAUGAAAGCUCUAGCCACGAACCGCUAUAUUGUCGUUCUUCGAGCAACGGCCUAGUCCUUUAAAAGUUAAUUUGCGCUUAACCAAGCUUGUGGAAGUAAGCGAAAUAGAAAAUAAACAGGCUAGUUGUCGGAAAACUAAACCGAGAACACAAAAACCACCGGUCAGAUUGCCGCGAGAGACAAGCCUGUUGGGUGCCAACUGGUCACAGGAGAAACCAGCUGCAAAGUUGGACGGCAUGAGCUCACGGGAAACCAUUCCUUAGCCAUAAAAAGCCAUAGGAACAGUAUGGUUCUAAACCUGCGUCGUGCAACUUCCCUCGGUUAUUGUGCCGAUGUGCGGAAAAUUACCUCUUAGUUUCUUAGCCAUAGCCGUACACCUACGUCUGGUCAUCUGUAAUGACAUAUUCGAAUAAGUGUGGAAAGUGCCAAAAGGCUUUUUUGACACAGUUCUUCACGAGCGUUCUUUCGCUAAACAUUCAGUGGUGACGUUUAAACUGUCAAAAUGGUCUAACAUGGGCCAAUUAAAACUAAAUACAAUUUUUUUUUUGCUUGCUCUCUUAUAGCGAUUCGGCGGUCGGCAAGCACGAGGCGUCUCACUCUUUUCAUUAUCUCAUUUGUGAUCGUUGUCAUAGGCCUUUUGGAUAAGGAUCGUCUUUAAUAGAUUCCUGUUCAUCUUCGAAACGCGAAAACGUCUGUUCAUUUAUGUCUGGUUGCAGCAGGCCUUCUAAAAUAUCCGCAGAGUGCCAGUGUCGCAAAGAAAUUUUAUUAUUUACACAAAAUCUUAGUUCUUUGCUCCAUUUGGGACGAGUCGCAGAACGCCCAAUAUAUGAUAUUUAUUCAAAAAUCGCCUAAAGACAGUACAAGUAAAAAAUUUACUCUUCUCGAAUAAGCAAACACCACCGCCUGUAAUAGACAAGAAGGACCAGACUCCUUGGAAAAAUAAUUACAGAGGUAAAUAUUGUGAACUGCGGCAAUUCAUAUUGCAUGAAUUACGAAUUUUUUGGGUAGGAAUCACGAUCAUUAAUUGGAAGAAAAACAAAACAAUAUGGGGGGGGGGGGGGUCAGCUUUGGUACGACGGCUUGUCAACACAGACGUUUUACGAAUUUUCAGCGACUAUCGAGCAAGUGGCCAAAAAGUUAAUAUUACCCCAAUUAACGUUAUAUACUAUCACAAUAAAAAACUUCAUCCGAAAAAAAUAAUUUAAUCAAUCGGUGAAAAUCUGUCGUAUGUCGAAAUUAAUAGUAUGAUGAUAUUUCACCAGCCAUUUCACAGGUUAAUCAUCAUGCCUUUCCACUACCUCUUAAGGAAUGAAUGAAUUUGCACAAUAAAAGACUAUCAA
Messenger RNA from Varroa destructor (honeybee mite), 4704 nucleotides. RefSeq lists its product as uncharacterized. Gene Ontology annotation, biological process: seryl-tRNA aminoacylation. Gene Ontology annotation, molecular function: ATP binding; serine-tRNA ligase activity. NCBI's taxonomy places the organism in Eukaryota, Metazoa, Arthropoda, Arachnida, Mesostigmata, Varroidae. The record is from RefSeq and is a predicted model, not a curated record.